Molecule: messenger RNA, 1809 nt
Organism: Penicillium olsonii
Lineage: Eukaryota; Fungi; Ascomycota; Eurotiomycetes; Eurotiales; Aspergillaceae
Source: the annotation of a GenBank genome assembly
AUGUCGAUCGACAGGCGAUCCAAUCAUCUGGACGCCUCCGAAGUCACUCCCCUCCUCGGUCAGCCCGACAACUAUGAUGUGGAAACAGCCUCUUCCCAUAAGGAUGAAGAUGAGCAUCUUCCCGUCUUGUCCAGUGCGAGCUCUGUAUCCGGGGGGCUUGAGUUUACGCCUACUCUCGAAAGACGCGCUUCAAAUGCCGCUGAACAUGAUUUGAAGGCGGACGAUUAUGCAGCUCGGUUCAAUGAUGUGACGCCCACUCAAUUCUGGAUCAUAUUCAGUGGGAUUUUGGUUGGCUAUAUGAUCGGCUUCUUUGAUUCGACUCUCAUGGCUUCCAGUCACCCGGUAAUCACAUCCUACUUCAACGCAGCAAACUCAGCAUCAUGGCUGUCAACAGCCUUCUUGUUGACCUCGACCGCGUUCAUGCCUCUUUUCGGUCGAGUCUCCGACGCCUUCGGUCGAAAGCCAGUUUAUCUCUUCUCGAUCGCAAUGUUCUUUUUCACGACGGCCGGGUGUGGCUUGGCUCGGAACAUCGGAGACUUCAUUGCGGCUCGGGCGCUUUGCGGACUCGGUGCCGGAGGCGUAUUCUCUAUCGGCCAGAUCAUAUCCAGUGACUUGGUUCGACUAGAGUAUCGUGGAAUUUACCAAUCAUACAUCAAUCUUUGCCUUGGUGCUGGAGGCAGCAUCGGACUUGCGUUUGGAGGCUAUCUGUGUGAUCACAUUGGCUGGCGUGGAGCAUUCUUCAUUCAGCUCCCUUUCAUUUUCAUCUACUUCAUCGCAGCUGCUUGGACAGUUCCGGUCGGCCUAGGGCGCAAGACUGUUGGAACAGAGCACAUGAAAAUUUCCCAGUUGAUCAGAAGCAUCGAUAUCUUGGGAUCAUUCAUUUUGAUUACCUCUGUCACUCUCUUGAUCUUAGGGCUGAACUUGGGAGGAAACGUUCUCCCCUGGGGUCAUCCACUCAUUCUUGUCUCGUUGUCGCUAUCCUUUGUCCUGGCUGUUAUCUUUGUGCGCUAUGAACCACACGUCCAACGCCCUGUCAUGCCGAUCGAACUUCUUACAACGAACCCCCGAGCCAGUAUCAUAUUCGGCAGCUUCUUUGCUGCGGUUUCGAUCAAUACCGUGGUUUUUAACGCUCCGCUGUAUUUUCAAGCCGUGAAAUUGACUUCACCCACUACUUCUGGUCUACGGCUUGUUGCCUCGUCUAUCGCCAUCACUUGCUCCAGUGUAGCCACUGGUUUCUUGAUCAAUUCUACCAGGCGCCUUCAACCGUUUGUUCUCAUCGGUGUAUGCAGCAUGGUAGUAGGUGGAUUUGCUGCUGCUUCAAUGGGGAUAGACACCUCUCAUCCCAUUGCAAUGAUGUGCAUUUCGUUCUCAAGCCUAGGUCAAGGCUUUGCAUUCCCGAGCCUGAUGGUAUCUAUUCUGGCCACCAGUAAACAAGAAGACCAGGCUGUUGCAACCACCACACUUGGUUUGUGGCGCAGCCUAGGCUCUGUCAUGGGCGUUGCCGUGAGUAGUUGGAUCUUCCAAAACGCUCUCAUAUAUCAUCUCAACAAGAAUGUCACUGGUGUUGAGAGAGAUCACAUCAUUGCGCUUGUCCGCAAAUCUGUCCAUAGCAUCUCUCAGCUGGAUCCUGUCCAUCGGCUCGAAGGCAUUCACCCGCUCAUACGCCGAUGCUCUGCGAAUGACAUUCCUCUCGGCGGCAUUCUGGGCAAUCAUUGUCUUGAUAUGCAUGUGUCGAAUCCGUUUGCCGCGUUUGAGAAGAAAGGAAUAGAGGACCUCUUGGGCUACAUGUACAUUUCGCCCGCGUUUUAA